UCGGGCGAGAGCGGGCGGCCGGCCGCGCACCUGCCUCGCACCGUUCUACACGCGCGACGUGCUCGAUCGCGACACGCUGUAUCGUAAACAUAUAAAACAUUUCCAAUACGAACGAAAUUAUUGUUCACCAAUUUCAUUGACAUUUAAUGUAUACCGAAAAAUAAAAACUAUUAGUAAUUUAGAACAAUUUUAGUAAAUUAAAUAAACUAAAAGUGAAUCAUUUUAUUUUUCUUGGAAAGACUAAAAAAAAGUGAUGAAGUUUUAAAAUCGAAGAUAAUGAUAUCAAAAGUGACCAGAUGUUGUUUGUCUAAUCGGAAGAUCGCCACUAGGUGUGGAUAGAUUAGAUACGGUACUAAGACACCCGUACGAUUAUAGAUAAGACUGCGUAUGACCAGUAAAUUUUGGCAAGUUAACUAGUGGUGGUUUAACAAUAAUAUUAUGCCGUCACGAAACACUAUGAAAAGAAAAAAGUAGUUGGUCCAAAUCGUAAGAUGAAAUUGGUUACAAUGAAGAAGUUGAGAAGAUGACUAAAAUGUUUGUUGAUGAUGUUUACCGUCGGACAUUUAGGGACGAAACUGUGAUGGAACUGACUUUUUUAUCAAAAACUGUUUAAAAACUUGCGAUAAACCGCUGGACCGUCGGCGGUGCGUGUGAAGUGAAUUAGAACUGUCGCCUGAUAGCCAAGAUAUUGAGAUAAAUAUUUCUGGCGAUAAAGCAGUUGUUGAAGAUAUAAACAUAGGUGACCAAAUCAAGAUGAGAAUUAAGAUGCCAGCUGUACGCAUCGCGCAAGCGGAUGCGGACAGCGCGGCAGAGGGCGGUGGGUCUCCUACUCCUGGAGUACCAGCCGAUACCCUCACAUGUGGGGCUUGCAGACGAGCCUUCGCCCUCGCAGACAUUGUGCGAUUCAUUCAGCACAAAGUCUCUUCCUGUGAUAAAGAUCUCACCUCUUAUCAUUGCUACAGUGCUGGUCCCAACUCUGACCAGGAAGAUGGGUCAAGACCUGGUCAGGUUUCAACUGGCAGUGCUGGCAGGAGACCCUCACUUUUGACUGCAAGAAGACCACCGAGCAGUAGGGUGCAUACUCCUCCACUGGCCAGCCCAUCGAUAGCACCCCCAGAUCUUUUAGAAGAUGGUGGCGCUUCGAGUACUCCUAAACGAUUAUUGGACGAACCGGAUGUUGAAACUUCAACACCUAAAAGAAGAGCAUCAACAUCACCGAUGCCAUCUAGCUCGCCUGAUGAAGAUAUCAAGCCCAAAAUCAAACAAGAACACAUGGACACCACCGGGUCACCUGAGGACCAAAAGAAAUCAAGAACCGAAGUAGCUGAUGCUGAAUCUAAUACAAUGCAUAGUGAGCCGAGUAACUACGUGUGUUCGACGUGCAAAACGAAAGUGCAUUCUGCGUGGCGGUUACUCCAACACGUGCAGCAUGUACAUGGAGUAAAAAUCUACAUGGAAACCCUGCCGCAGCCGCAGAGCAAUAAGCAAAAUCAUUCCACCUCGAGCACCUCGUCGACCAGUUCGGGCUGCUCAUCCACGGGAGCACCAUUGCCACCGCCGACGUUACGUCAUCACCCCUUACUGCCACCUCCCGACAUGCAUUCGCCGUUCGGAGUAGGAGGUUUACUAAGGAUGCCUCUACCAGGAAGCUUACCUCCAUUAGCACAUCCGUCUGUGCCACCAGCGCCGCUAUUUGCACGGCCGAAUCAUCACGACCACCGAUUCAGGAUGGAGCAACUUGUCUCAGAGCAGUUCCGUCAUCAUGGCCUCAACUUAGCAGCCGCAGCGGCUGCGGUAGCGGCUAACUCCCUACCACCACAUCAAGCAUUCCCUUCACCAGCUGACCGGCCGCCUGUCGUUCCAACAUCUAUGUCGGGACGAGAGAGGCCCCCACCAGUAUCACAACCCCUUUCUUUAGAACCCCAGCUGGAUUUUUACUCGCAGCGCUUGCGGCAACUGGCCGGUACGACCAGUCCAGGGGCGGCCACAGGCAAUUCGAGCUCUCCUAGCCCCAGGAAGCAUUCUCCUCCGUUCGCUUCCCCGUCGCCCUCCCGAGUCGGUCAGACUCCACCGGCGGGCGCCGGACCCGGAACGGUGGACACGCCUCGUGAAGCGACGAGGCCUCACAGUUCGACGUCACCAGAACGUCGUAUUGAGCCAAUAGUGGCUGAUGCACCGCCUCCCGAACGAAGAUCUUCGACACCACCUGCUAAAAGAAAUAGCGAAGAUGCCGUGCAUUCCUGUGAGUUUUGCGGAAAGAAAUUUCGAUUUGAAAAUAAUCUUGUCGUACAUCGCCGAUCUCACACCGGUGAGAAACCUUUCAAAUGUAGUGAAUGUGAUGAAUGCUUCGACAAAGCUUCUAAAUUGAAAAGGCACAUGAAAGUUCAUAGACCGCCCGAUGGCAACACGGAAGACGGAGACUCGGGUGGUGAUACUGCAGAAGAUGACUCAGAUGAAGAUUUAGAUGAUGAGGAAUUGGACGGAGAAGAGGAAGAGGAAAAUGAAGACGGAGAAGAUGUAGAAGAAGCGGAAGAUUUAACAGUAUCAAACAGCAGUGCUCCAUCUGCUCCUCCGCGUAAACAAACAUCUAUUACUCCAGCUCAUCCUCCCACUGCGUCUGUUGUAGGUGAGCUCAUGGACAAAUUUGGGUUAUCAAACAUUGCUCAAUAUAGUGAAGCUUUCAAACAGGCCUUGCAAGAAUCAGGGAAUUCAUUAAAAUGGCAAUUGGCAAAGGAUCGCGAUAAUAACAAUGGCCCGCCAAACGACAAACCUAAUGGUAUGCCACCAACUGCUGCUCUACGGUUAAAAGAAGAGUUCGCUAAGAUGCCACCUCAACCGCAUCCUCUCUUUAACCCUUUUGAAAACCCGUUUGAGGCGUCGAAACGGAUGAAAUUAGAAAUGGACAGAGGAGAAGGUUGGUGGCUACCAACGCUUCAUGCACAAAGACCACCAGACAAUAUCUUCGAUGGGCUUAAGAAUAGUAGUAACGGGUUACUGCAAAACCCUUUAUUAAAAUCAAAAGAUGGCCGUCGUAAUGACACAUGCGAGUUCUGUGGUAAAGUCUUUAAGAACUGCUCAAACUUGACAGUACACCGACGUUCUCACACCGGCGAGAAACCCUAUAAAUGUGAAUUAUGCUCGUACGCUUGCGCCCAAAGUUCCAAGUUGACGAGGCAUAUGAAGACCCACGGCCGGCUUGGAAAGGACGUGUACCGUUGCAGGUUUUGUGAAAUGCCGUUCUCUGUGCCCUCGACACUUGAGAAGCACAUGCGUAAGUGUGUUGUGAAUCAAAGUAAUGGUGCUCCUUUAGCAUUAUCUGAUGACUCUAAUGCGUGCCGUGAGGAGGCGUCGUGACUCUACCCGUGGGGUGGCCUUCGGCUGCCACCACCACCGCCGCCCAGCCAGAUAUUUUAAGGCCUAACUCUUUAGUUUAGUUUCGUUGUACCCUCGCGACAAAUCGCGAGUUGCGUCGCGGGAAACCUGGUCGACUUUGUUCAACUUCUAGUCUUAAGGGUUUAAUAAGUUGGCGUAUUAUUUAUCGACCAUUGCAAUAUGAGCCCAAAGGGUUACCACCGAAGGGCAUUAUUUUAUUACAAAAUAUAACAUAUCUUUCGUGUACUGAACCAGUGUUGUUCCCGUUACAUUGUUGAUGUUAGUCUGCAAGGUUUUUGUUUCGGAGGCUGCGAUGAUUCCUCUCGUUUACGAUAUUUGCGUUACUAUUUCGAUAUUGUUUUGACAUGUUUUUAUUUAUAGAAAAAAAUAUGGAAACCAAUGCCAAAGUUAGCUAUGUUGAUUUAACGCGAUUUUAGUUAUUAAGUUGUAUAGUGUCAAUUAAAAAAAAGUUAGAUUUUUUCCAGUAUUUUCUAGGAUCUUCAUAGUUUCGUGUAGUAUGUGUAUAGCUGUAAGUUGUUUCGUAAUUUUAGGAUAUUAAUGUACAAUAAUAAGCGAAAAUGUUUCCUAUCUUAGAUAAAUAACUUGUGUAAAUAAAUUGAUGUAAGUGUAAUGUGUAAAUUGAGUACCUACCUAUUGAUGUUCAUAUUUAUAGACACUGUGUUUCAAAUUUAUUAAAUGGAGAAUACAAAAAAGCAUUAAAAAAACGGUGAGUUUCCUGUAAUCGAUAAUUAAGCAUCCUAGAAAGCAAAAUUGGAAUCGAUAAGGGUAGGUGUUAUUCGUAAUGAGGUAUUUCUAUAUUAAUUAGAAUUUAAAUUAUUAAAUUAAAUAUCUUGUGAGGCAUUCGAUCUUCAUUCUGUCCUUUAAUUCUGACAAAAGGGAGCUAGUUAUUUUUUAAGACUGAACAUUAUUCCAGUUUUGUUUUUAAAUUUGUUUUAUUUGUGAUUCUUGAUUCGUGGAAGAAGUAUUUCACUUGUACCUAAAUUUUAGUCCAAUCGUGAAAUCUUUCAGUAUACGUACUUAAUGUAAAUUAUAAUAGAAUUUAUAUUAGAUAAAUAUAAGUAAAUUAUAAUAGAAACAUCUUGUCGUCCAUCGAGUCUCCUCAUGAAUUCUCUUUGAUUUUUAAUUAUUUAGGACUUCUUCGGACGGUGUAUACUGGCCAUUCGUUUAGUCCAAAUAAAAAUGGCCCUUAUGUCGUUUGGAUAAGACCUAAAGUUGUAAAAUUCUCAUGCUCAAUAUUUUUGUCCUGCUUGCAAACGUUUUCAGGAUCAAAAAGUCAUUAAUUUAUCAUUGAAAUGACUUUUUGGUAUGAAAAAAAAUAUUGCUGUAAUUAAAUCAUAGUUUAUUUGUACGUCUGUGUACAUAAAUCAUAUCAAUCGAAAACUGUUAAGGAUUAUUGAAGAGGAAAUGUACAAUUAAGAAGAGAGUUGGUAACAAAAUUGACAUUAUAUUAUUUACGUAAUUUAUUUAAAAAUAGGCAAUAUUGUUAUAAAUUAUAGACACUUUGUUUUUGAUUGUACAUACAG
Molecule: messenger RNA, 4916 nt
Organism: Achroia grisella
Lineage: Eukaryota; Metazoa; Arthropoda; Insecta; Lepidoptera; Pyralidae
Gene: Cph
Product: B-cell lymphoma/leukemia 11B
Exons: 5
Coding region: 754-3354 (866 amino acids)
Biological process (GO): regulation of transcription by RNA polymerase II
Cellular component (GO): nucleus
Molecular function (GO): DNA-binding transcription factor activity; RNA polymerase II cis-regulatory region sequence-specific DNA binding
Source: RefSeq, a predicted model, not a curated record